Molecule: messenger RNA, 4059 nt
Organism: Camellia sinensis
Lineage: Eukaryota; Viridiplantae; Streptophyta; Magnoliopsida; Ericales; Theaceae
Source: RefSeq, a predicted model, not a curated record
GUGUCUAUGGUCUCGCGACUUCGCUGCUCUUUUCCUACUGCCCUCCGAUUUUGGGGAUUUUCUCUCUCUAGAAGCGUCGCCGCCCUUUCUCUCUCUAGCAAUCUCAUCGUUCGAUCGAUCGAUCAAUCGGUAGGCUCGCUUUCAAACUCAAUUCGCAUGAGAGGGAGAGAACGAAAUAUUUAUCCACAGUUUCUAGGGUUUUUGUUUUUGUUUUGGGUGUUGUUUCUUCGAUUGUAUUCGUUUUCUAGGGUUUGACUUUCGAUACCCUUCUAUGUAUUUGCAAAAUUGCGAGCAUCCAAGCACCAACAAAGAAAUUGGAAUAGUUGUCCGUUGUUUUUGUGUUUAAAAUUCUCGUACUUGUUAUCAGAUCUGUGUUUGAUUGGUUGUGUCAAAUUGUGUUCUUUGGAUUUUGGGUUCUAAAAAUACUAUAAAUAUUGUUCGGAUUGAUUGGGUGAUUUUAGGGUUAGGGUGUUAUUAGAUAAGGAAAUUUGGAGGAGUUUCUAUUGGAGGGUUUUUGUUUGGAGUGUUGGCUUUUGGAUAUAUAUGGCGGCAGGUAGGCAUGGGGUUUAUCAUGACAACGAAUUUAGGGAUCAUGAGUCAGAGGUUGAUGUUUCAAGGCGGGAUUUUUCGUAUUCCAAGGGUGAGUAUGAUAGAAGUAGAAACAAUGAUCAUGACUACGACAGGGGUCGAGGUCGUGACCGAGGGAUGAGGGAUAGGGUUAGGGGUAGACAGAAGGAUGUUAAAGAGAGGGACAUAAUUAAUGGUGGAUACCGUUCUGCUUCGAGUAAGAGUGAUCCGGGUGCUGGUGGUGGUGGUCCAAGACGCUGUGGGUUUUCAGUAAGAGUCAUGGACCGCGAGCCGGGUGAAUUGUCCAGUGAAAGUGGCUCUGAUGAGGCUAUUGAUUCGGAAUCACAGGUUAAACCGAUUGAGGCUUCAAAGGUAGAGAAUGGGGUUCGGUCACCUGUGGGGAGUAAGAAGAGGAAGUUUUCGCCAAUUGUUUGGGACAGAGAUGAUAAGGAAGUUAGCAAUACAUCUAAGAGUAGAAUUGCCCCAGCCACUACCAGACUGCCUCCUCUGCCACUGCUUCCUAAGUCCAACCGUCAGCCACCCAAGAUUAUUCCAGACGGGGCUGUAAAAGUUUCUCCUGUGAAAGCUAGUAACCUUUCAGAAUCUUCACCAGCUAAGUCUCCUGUGGAUCUUGGGUCAUAUGUGGAUGUCGUAUCUGAGUCCCCAGUGGAUUUAUCUACUUCUCCACCUCAGGAGCAGCCAUGGGGUCACUUUCAGGAGACUGAGGAUGAAGUUUACAUCCCGACACGGAAUGUAUCAGCCUCUCGAUGGGCAGGUGAUGUCAAUUCCCCAGCUGACGAACGUGAAAUUUCUGAUGAUGAAGAAAUCCCUAAAAGGAGGAAGAAAAUGUCUCUUUCUGAGUCGGUUGAAAUGAAGGUACGCAGGGAGUCAGCUACUCCUGAGCCUGGGGAACUUAAGAGAGAAGGCUCUGAAGGAACUAGGACGAGGUCAUCUGAAUCUGAUGGAGGUUACCGUGUUAGGUCUUCCAGCAGAGAUGAUUACCCUGCCAGUGAUUCUGACAAGAGUGAUUACAUGGAGAUAGAUGAGGAACGCUAUAGAAAUGACACUAAUGUUAGCCAGUCAGAUACAGAUUCUGAGAAUGAACAUAAUUCUCAUGAUACACCAGAGCUUGCAGUCCCACCACAAAGAACUGUAAACAUGCUUGAGGGGUGUAGAAGUGUUGAUAAGUUUGAGAGACUGAACAAGAUAGAUGAAGGGACUUAUGGGGUUGUUUACAGAGCCAAAGAUAAGAAAACAGGAGAAAUUGUUGCGCUGAAGAAGGUCAAGAUGGAAAAAGAAAGAGAAGGUUUUCCUUUGACCUCAUUGCGGGAAAUAAACAUUCUUCUUUCUUUUCAUCACCCAUCUGUUGUGGAUGUUAAAGAAGUUGUGGUGGGGAGCAAUCUUGAUAGUAUAUUUAUGGUGAUGGAAUACAUGGAGCAUGAUCUUAAGGGAUUGAUGGAAACGAUGAAACAACCUUUUAGUCAGAGUGAAGUUAAAUGUCUAAUGCUUCAACUAUUGGAGGGUGUAAAGUAUCUUCAUGAUAACUGGGUGCUUCACAGGGAUUUGAAGACGUCAAAUUUGCUUUUAAAUAAUCGAGGUGAGUUGAAGAUCUGCGACUAUGGUUUGGCUCGUCAAUAUGGGAGCCCAUUGAAGCCAUAUACUCAUUUGGUGGUGACUUUGUGGUACAGGGCGCCUGAGCUUUUGUUGGGAGCAAAGUCGUAUUCUACAGCAAUUGACAUGUGGUCAUUGGGCUGUAUAAUGGCUGAAAUGUUAUCAAAGGAACCGUUGUUUAAUGGGAAAACAGAGUUUGAUCAGCUUGACAAGAUUUUCAGAAUCCUUGGCACACCAAACGAGACAAAUUGGCCUGGGUUUUCCAAACUUCCUGGAGUUAAGGUGAACUUCGUCAAGCAUCGGUGUAACCUAUUGCGUAAGAAAUUUCCUGCUACAUCUUUCACUGGAUCACCAGUUCUCUCUGAUGCCGGAUUUGACUUGUUGAACAAAUUUCUAACAUAUGACCCUGAGAAGCGAAUUACAGCUGAAGAUGCUCUUAAGCAUGAAUGGUUCCAUGAAGUUCCUCUUCCUAAGUCUAAAGAGUUCAUGCCUACUUUUCCAGCUCAACAUGCACAGGACAGGCGGUUGCGAAGGAUAAUGAAGAGCCCAGAUCCUUUAGAGGAGCAGCGAAGGAAGGAGUUGCAGCAAGGGGAAUUAGGAACUGGUGGGCUGUUUGGCUGAGUGAAAUGAGUUUGUACCUGGAGGCCUUUGAUCUAUGUUUCAGUUUUUUUUUUUUUUCCUCUCAAAUUUACAUGGUUGAGCCAUUGAGGUGAGAGCCAUGCAUUCAAAGGAAGUUGCAAAACAUUGUUUGCGAAGCGAUCAUUCAUGCUGUUUUUUAGCAGGCACCUGUGAACCCCUGGGUGGAGAAACAUAAUUCUAUUGCCUGUUGUGCUGUCAGAUCUGUAGCAGAUUGACUCUGUUUCUCCAGCUUGGCCGUUAUAUUGAAAUGCAUCUCUGACACUGCUUGCAUCGCAAGGUGUGGAAAAAUGGCCUUUUCUUUCACGAGAAGUUUCACUUGAAACUUGUGUAUGUAACAUAUUUUCGUUGGUAUCUUGUAAACAAUUCUCUUAAAAAUUUAGACUUUAGUUUUGAAAUACCAGAAUAAUAUGGAUCUUACUACUUUUAUCAGUUCUAUCCUUUUUAAUCAUUGUAUUGUGUUUGCAAGAGACGGUUGGUGUAAAGCGGAGGGGACGCUCUUACCUUUUCAUUGAAGAAGAAUUUGACCGAAACUAUUCCACAUUGAAGUAUCAAAGCAAGCAGGUUGAGGAGGUUACCUGCACAAACUGGAAUAUAUAGAAUUUCCAAUUAUGUUAACGGUUCUUCAGAAAUUGAUUUUGUUCCUUCAAGCUCAGCAGAGGUACCUUAACAACCCUUGGUUUGUUAUCUUGUGAAUAAUUGACAUGGUCACUGUUUCACUGCUAGAUCUAGUUUCAGUCUUUGGUAUUGUCGUUUUACAUAGUAUAAAAUUAAUACUUAUGAGGCAUCCCUUUUCUUGUCAUCUGUAAGUUCCAUUCAUGACUGCGUGCCCUUGUUAUUGGAGAAUUGUUUCAGCAUGCAUUGUAAAAUUUGAUAGUCCUGAUGUUUGUGGCUCGAUGGCACCUCAGUUUGGUUUUGUAAUUGAAUAGAAGCGAACAGAAUCUGCCAGUUAAAUAUUGUUCAGAAAAAGUUGUGUAUUGAGGGGAGACAAAGUUGCUUUUGCAGACGAUACUACAUCUUUUUAAAAGCAAUAAUAUGACUUCUGUUUGGUGGUAGGUGAAAUAUCAUAGCUUUCGUCCUUUGUAAAUUGACUUGGUACUGUAUCAAUCUCUCUUAGUUGUGAUUCAUUACAAAUUUGUAGUGGUUUUAUGGUUUGUAGUUAUCAUGGAAGAGUGAGGUUUGUAUUUUCCAUCAUUUCAUGCAGUUCUAAUAAUAACUGAAGUAGUGGAAAUUGCCCUGGGUGCA